This is a messenger RNA of Sceloporus undulatus (fence lizard), 1525 nucleotides long. It is a transcript of the gene FAM167B, whose product is annotated as family with sequence similarity 167 member B. NCBI's taxonomy places the organism in Eukaryota, Metazoa, Chordata, Lepidosauria, Squamata, Phrynosomatidae. The record is from RefSeq and is a predicted model, not a curated record. The coding region runs from base 401 to 970 and encodes 189 amino acids. The transcript is spliced from 2 exons.
ACCUUCCAUUGAAGACCUGGGCGGAGGACCUUUUAUGUCUUUUCUUCCCUGAUAAUAGAAGCGGGAAAGGAAGGCGUGCCCCUGGGAUAAAUUACUUUACAGUAUAAAGUUUACACGCUUGUCGUCCUUUAUGUCCUCAUUGAAACUUCCUUUCAAAGGACAAGGCGUCUCCUCCCCAGCUGAAAACAAUAAUGCCACUUUUUUUUGGUAGGAAUAAAAAAAGCCUGGGUUGUUAACCUUUGAAUAAUUAAAGUUCCUGCCUUUAAAAAAAAAUACUAAAAAAUCCCAAGGCUUUUAUUGUUCCCAGCUCUAGUCUCCGCACGCAUAUUAUACACAUAUCCAUUUGACACACAGAGAAAGAGCGUGCUGGACACUCUUGUGUUUUUGCAAAACUUACACCAUGGCUCUAGUGAGGUUCAAGGAGCUAGGAGAAGAGGAGUCCAACUCGGAGGACGAGGACCUCGAAAGCGUCAAGGCCUUGACCGCAAAGCUGAAGUUGCAAACGCGGCGCCCUUCCUACCUGGAGUGGAAGGCCCAUGUGCAAAGUCCCUCCUGGAAGAAUGGCCUCAGGACCCUCCAGGAAAAGCAGGGCGAGGAGACAGUGGUGACCGCCACCAAGGAAGACCACCAAGCCCCAGGGGCAAUGGGCAGCAUCUGUGGGUUUCCUACCAUUGCAGAAGCCUUUGAGUGGCUCAGGACGGAACUGCGGGAGAUGCAAGCCUUGGACCACCAACUGGCCCGGCAACUGAUGUCUCUGCGUGCUCAGAUCCACCGGCUGAAGGUGGAGCAGGCCUGCCACCAACACAAGGAGAUGCUGGACGACGCCACUUUCGGACUGGAGGGCUGCGAAGAGGACUCCGACCUGCUCUGCAACAUCCCUCCCAAGAUGGCUUUCCUCUUGUCCACCCCACUCAAGCACAUUGGCGUCACACGCAUGAACAUCAACUCCCGGCGUUUCUCUCUGUGCUGAAGGGGCCAUGUCCUCUUCUCUGCUUCCUUUCAUGCCUUCACGCUUUAGCAAGGAAUGUAGAUCCAUAACUCUCUGCUUCUCUUGCCACUGUGGUGCAUGCUUCUGCAGUGCAACCUGAUGCAUAUUUUUGGCAUUAGGUUUGGCAAGCCGACGCCUUUUGUUACUUAGAAGGGGAUUUUAGGCAAUUGCCCAAGGUAGCACUUUGGAAGAUGAGGCACCAUUGCUGCCUUUGCAGAGAAUGGAAGUAACAUGUUAAAAGCAAUUGCAUUGUGCUAGAUAGUGCUAUGUGCCUUCAAGUCGUUUCUGUCUUUUGGCAACAUCAAGGCAAACCUAUCAUGGAUUUUUCUUAGCCAGAUUUCUUCAGAGUGGGUUUCCCUUGGCCUUCCUCUGAGGCUGAGAGAGUGUGACUUGCCCAGUGGGUUUCCAUGACUGAGCAAGGAUUUCGAACAACGUCUCCAGAGUCGUGUACUCAAACUGCUACACCAUGUUGGCUCUAUCAUUACUCUUUGUAAACUGCAUUGUUGCAUUUAGAUACUAUAAAAACAACACUAUUAA